CUCUUUUAAACCCUUUCUUUACUUUUAAGCUGCUUUCUCUCUCUACGUGGUGGAAUGUAAUUGCAGACUUGUUACAAGAAAGUAGUAGAACAAGAGGAAACAACAAACGGAAAUCUGUUUCUUUUUGGUUGCUCAGAAACUUGUCCAAAAUAGAAAGUUACAACUUUUCUCAAUGAUUGUUUUUCCAAGAAAAGAAGAAAGUUCACAUUUUUCGUUGCAGUUUCCUGCGUUUCACCCACCCUUUUCUUGUAUUUUCCCAGCAACCAAAUAGAACAAAAAAAUAGAUUGUGAAAUUUCAAUUUGAUUAGUUCAAACUUCAAAAUCUGCGAAUCCGCGCUUCUUUGUCUCUCUUUCUUUUCUUUCCUUCUAUUCCUGUGUUUAACGGUUUUAUAUUAAUCUUUUCUUUCCUUCUAUUCCUGUGUUUAACGGUAUUAUAUUAAAGAUACGCAUUAAAAGACUCCUUUCUGACCUGGCGUAAACGUUUUGUAUUUGAGAAGAGAAAGAAGAAAGGGAGAAAAUGAAGAAUUCUGUUUCGGAACAGAGUUUUUACAUAGAGAGUGAAGAGGAAGAUGAAUAUAAGGAGCACAACAGAGGUGAAGAAGGUGAAGAUGAUGGAAAUCAAUCAGAUUCUGAUUAUUCUUUAGCUGGAAACCGACAACAAAGCAAACCCGGUUCUUACACGACCUCUUGGCCUCAAAGUUACAGGCAGUCGAUUGAUCUAUAUAGUAGUGUACCAUCUCCAAGUAUGAUAUUGGGAACUCCUACACUAUCAAGAUUAAGCAGUUCAUUUCUAUCCUCUUCUCUAACAAGGAGACACACACCAGAAUCACUACCUUCUGUAACUAAACCUCUAAUACCACCAAAGGUAGAAAAUGAGCAGCUUUCAUCACAUUCAGCACUUCCUCCAAUUCCCUCGAGAAGGUCUUCAAUUAGAAAGGAUGAGAAACCAUCCCAGGUUGCACAUGGACUUCCUUUGUCUGGACAAAGCUCCUUUGGACAGGCCGUGCUUAAUGGUAUGAAUGUUCUAUGUGGAGUUGGGAUUUUGUCUACUCCUUAUGCUGUAAAAGAAGGGGGAUGGCUUGGGCUUUCUAUAUUGCUCAUAUUUGCAGUUCUUUCCUUUUACACUGGGAUGCUUCUGCGUUACUGCCUGGACAGUGAACCUGGGCUUGAAACUUACCCUGACAUUGGCCAAGCUGCAUUUGGUACUAUUGGUCGGAUUGCAAUCUCUAUAAUCUUGUAUGUGGAGUUAUAUGCUUGUUGUGUUGAAUAUAUAAUCUUGGAAAGCGAUAACUUAUCCUCAUUAUUUCCAAAUGCACAUAUAAGUUUGGGUGGAUUAGAGUUAAAUUCAUAUCAUUUGUUUGCUCUUAUGUCUACCCUUGCUGUUCUUCCAACUGUUUGGCUUCGAGACCUUACUGUUCUUAGCUAUAUCUCUGCUGGUGGUGUUAUUGCAUCAGUGUUGGUGGUCAUCUGCUUAUUUUGGAUUGGUCUGGUGGAUCAUGUUGGCAUUCGUAGUAAAGGGACAGUACUAAACCUCGGAACUCUUCCUGUUGCUAUUGGUCUCUAUGGUUAUUGUUAUUCAGGACAUGCUGUCUUCCCAAAUAUCUAUACAUCAAUGGCACAGCCUAACAAAUUUCCUAUGGUGCUCUUGACAUGCUUUGUUCUUUGUGCUUUGAUGUACGCUGGAGUUGCUUUUAUGGGGUACACAAUGUUUGGAGAAUCAACAGUGUCUCAGUUCACUCUUAACAUGCCCCAAGAUCUAAUUGCCUCAAAGAUUGCUGUGUGGACUACGGUAGUUAAUCCAUUUACCAAAUAUGCAUUAACCAUAUCUCCAGUAGCAAUGAGUCUGGAAGAGUUGAUACCACCAAACCAUCUGAAAUCUCACAUUUAUGCUAUUUGCAUUAGGACAGCACUGGUUAUCUCCACCUUGCUUGUUGGUCUCACCAUUCCAUUUUUCGGUUUGGUGAUGUCAUUGAUAGGAUCUUUACUCACAAUGCUUGUAACCUUGAUACUUCCUUGUGCUUGUUUUCUGAGUAUCUUGAGAUGUAAAGUAACCAGAUUUCAGGUCACCCUUUGUAUCAUAAUCAUAGUGGUAGGGGUCAUAUCAUCAGCUUUUGGAACUUACUCAGCCAUCUCUAAAAUUGCUGAGAGUUUGAGCAGCUGAAUUUUUAUGUCUCCAACAGUGAGGAUUAAAAUCUUGAUUUUCUGGACUAUAUUCUGCCUUUUUUUUUUUUUUCCUUGUUUCAAAUUUUGUAUUGUAACCUCAGUUCCCUUUAAUGCAUUCAUAAUGAAAUUUUGAUAUGUUUAGUGACAGCACUUAAAAAACAAAAAGAUGAGUUUAUAUUUUAUCUAAUCUGGUGAAUGUUUAUUUCAGUAA
Jatropha curcas is the source of this 2374-nucleotide messenger RNA. Lineage: Eukaryota; Viridiplantae; Streptophyta; Magnoliopsida; Malpighiales; Euphorbiaceae. The record is from RefSeq and is a predicted model, not a curated record.